Messenger RNA from Agrilus planipennis (emerald ash borer), 2018 nucleotides. RefSeq lists its product as uncharacterized. Gene Ontology annotation, cellular component: extracellular region. NCBI's taxonomy places the organism in Eukaryota, Metazoa, Arthropoda, Insecta, Coleoptera, Buprestidae. The coding region runs from base 237 to 1844 and encodes 535 amino acids. The transcript is spliced from 5 exons. Gene Ontology annotation, biological process: carbohydrate metabolic process. Gene Ontology annotation, molecular function: chitin binding; protein binding. The record is from RefSeq and is a predicted model, not a curated record.
UAUCGAGCCGCAUUUUGAAUUUCUUCAUAAACGAGCCAAUUUACCUUAUAAGAAGUAAUCGUUCGAGCUGAUAUCAAACAGCGGGGAAAACCACUUUGGUGAAAGUGCCCACGAACCAUUCCAUUACCAUUGGCUCAAACAGCACUAAGAUACACAUGCGCACUAGUUGAAAAACUCUUGGUAUAAAUAUAAACUGAAACGGCCGUCACUUCUUGGCUAGUGUCCGAAGAAUCAGCAUGGCAUCUAGAAAUCUGUGGCUAUGUUGCUUUCUUUUAGUAGGCUUAGUGUAUGCACAAGAAGAUGAAGCGGAUACAGGACCGAGCGCAGAAGAACUUUGUGAAAAUAGACCCGCAGAUGAAUAUUUUCGACUUUCAACAGACGGAGAUUGCAGAGAUGUAGUCCGGUGUGAUCAAAAUAGUGACAAUAAUGGCGCCACACGAUUGGCGUCGGUACGUUGCCCCAUAGGUCUUGCAUUUGACAUCGAUCGUCAAACAUGUGAUUGGAAAACAAAUGUGAAAAACUGUGAUAAAAUAGAGAAACCGAGAAAAGCUCUGCCUAAACUGAAAACAGAUGAACCACUUUGCUCAGAGGGUAAACUAGCCUGUGGAAAUGGAGAGUGUAUUGACAAAGAACUGUUUUGUAACGACAAGCCUGAUUGCACGGAUGAGUCAGACGAAAACUCUUGCACUGUUGAAACAGACCCUAACCGCGCUCCCGACUGCGACCCAACUCAAUGUGUCCUUCCCGACUGUUUCUGUUCAGCUGACGGAACGAGAAUUCCAGGGGGACUUGAGCCCUCCAACGUUCCUCAAAUGAUCACACUAACAUUCAACGGAGCAGUUAACGUUGACAACAUUGACCUCUACGAAGACAUUUUCAACGGUGCCCGUACCAACCCCAACGGAUGUCAGAUUCGCGGUACAUUCUUCGUCUCCCAUAAAUACACCAACUACUCAGCAAUACAAGAUUUGCACAGGAAAGGACAUGAAAUCGGAGUAUUUUCAAUAACGCACAAGGACGAUCCGAAUUACUGGAGCAAGGGAUCAUACGAUGACUGGUUAGCUGAAAUGGCAGGCGCUCGUCUUAUCGUCGAAAGAUUCGCAAAUAUCACCGACGGAUCUAUUAUUGGAAUACGAGCACCCUAUUUGCGAGUUGGUGGAAACAAACAAUUCGAAAUGAUGAGCGAUCAAUUCUUUGUAUAUGACGCAUCCAUCACUGCAUCUCUCAGUCGUGUACCAAUCUGGCCUUACACUUUGUACUUCAGAAUGCCCCACAAAUGUAACGGUAACGCACACAACUGUCCCAGCAGAAGCCACCCCGUCUGGGAAAUGGUAAUGAACGAACUUGACAGGCGUGAUGAUCCAACAUUCGACGAAUCUCUUCCCGGUUGUCACAUGGUAGACUCCUGUUCUAACAUCCAAACUGGAGAACAAUUCGCCCGUCUCUUGAGACACAACUUCAAUCGUCACUUCAACAGCAACCGUGCUCCACUUGGUCUCCACUUCCACGCCUCCUGGUUGAAGAGCAAAAAGGAAUUCAAAGAGGAACUCAUCAAAUUCAUUGAAGAAAUGCUUGGCAGAAAUGACGUUUACUUCGUAACGAUGUUACAAGUUAUCCAGUGGAUGCAAACACCAACAGAUUUGUCAGGAUUAAGAGAUUUCCAGGAAUGGAAGGAAAAAUGUGAUAUCAAGGGACAACCUUACUGUUCACUACCAAACGCCUGCGCCUUGAAUACCAGAGAAUUGCCCGGAGAAACCCUACGAUUGUUCACGUGUAUGGAAUGCCCCAACAACUACCCAUGGCUAUUAGACCCAACCGGGGACGGUUUUAAUCUUAAAAAGUAAACAUAAACCAAUUUGAAUUGUUAGGGUUUUCAAAGACUUUGUACAUAGUUAAAAAAAGAACAUUAAACCUUAUUUAUGCCGCUGUAAUUUUACAAGACUCUUCAAAAUUGUUGUGUGUACUUUUGUUUAUAAGUAAGGUCGUUAUAUAAGUAAUAAAUAUUUUUAAUAAAACAA